Gongylonema pulchrum is the source of this 504-nucleotide messenger RNA. NCBI's taxonomy places the organism in Eukaryota, Metazoa, Nematoda, Chromadorea, Rhabditida, Gongylonematidae. The record is from the annotation of a GenBank genome assembly.
CUGAGCGAAACAAAGCGUCAACCACCGAAAACAGCGGCUGCUUUCAAAAUUGGAGAAAUGAAGCUGAGUUCAAAAAAAAUACGCGCUAACUCUGAGACAUUGGAAAAUGCUGCGCGUGCGAUCACCAGAGAAGAGAGAAUUGAUUUGGAUGAGCUCGAAAGUUUUGCGCAAACAUUCAAAAAGCAGCGUAUUAAGUUUGGUUUUACACAGGGUGACGUUGGUUUAGCGCUGGGACGUCGUUACGGAACCGAUUUCUCCCAGACGACAAUAUCACGUUUUGAAGCGUUAAAUCUUUCCUUCAAAAAUAUGUGCAAAUUACGACCACUGCUAAAGGAAUGGUUGGAGGAUGCAGAAGCAGCAAUGGCCGGUGGUGCAACAGUUAACGAUCUCCUAGAUGCACCACCACCUUCAAGAAAACCAGUGCAGCAGCAGCAGCAGCAGCAACAGCAGCAGCAGCAGCAUGUGCAGCAGAAGCAGCAGCAACAGCAGCAGCAGCAUCAGUAA